Molecule: messenger RNA, 1524 nt
Organism: Ylistrum balloti
Lineage: Eukaryota; Metazoa; Mollusca; Bivalvia; Pectinida; Pectinidae
Product: leucine-rich repeat-containing protein 74A-like
Exons: 13
Coding region: 1-1524 (507 amino acids)
Molecular function (GO): calcium ion binding; protein binding
Source: RefSeq, a predicted model, not a curated record
AUGACUACAACAAAGGCGGAAUAUAUAGCUACUACCCACACUCCAUACAAGAGUCGGGUUUGUGGUCGGAUGUCCACUGAAAGGCCUGAUUCUAAACAGGCCGGCACACCAAGAGGCCUAGACCUGCGAAGGGCGAGCAAGAACCGAAAGCGGGCAUCUGUGGAUGAUGACACGGAAACGGUUCUGGACCUGAAAGUGCCUUCAGUGCCGUAUGAUGACACGGGAAAGAGGACGUACGAGAGGGCGUGCAAGAAGUAUGGCGUCAUCCCAUCUUCCUUGUUCCUUCGGAAGCUUUCGGAGAAGGACAUUGACCUCACGAAUUAUGGUUUGGGACCUAAAGGAGUUAUGGCUGUGUCGGUGGCGCUCGUGGUGAAUUCCAGUGUGACGUCAUUGAUACUCAGGGGAAAUUGUAUUGACAGCGCGGGUGUGUUAUGUAUACAACAAAUGAUGACGGAGAAUAUGUCAAUUACCGAUCUGGAUUUAUCUGAAAACAAUCUUGGAACAUAUGGAGCCAAAGUGAUGGGUUUGAUGUUACGAGAGAACAAAGUCAUUCGGUAUCUGAACCUGUCAGGUAACCAAUUCACAGACCCAGACGCUAUAUACCUCACAAAGGCUAUCCAGGAUCAUUCUAGUCUAGAACAUGUUGAUCUCAGUCACAACGAAUUUGGAGAUUUAUCAGGGCCCGACUUCGAAAAGAUGAUAUCCGACGCUAAUCGCGCGUUACUGGCAUUAGACCUUAGCUGGAACCAAUUCAGACUGAUUGGAGCAAAACACCUCGCCAUCGGCCUCAAGGAGAAUGCAUAUCUAAAAUACAUGAACGUGUCUUGGAAUGGUCUGGAUGACGACGGCGGGAAGGAUUUCGGAGAGGCUAUCAGUAACAACAAUAUCAUAGAAGUCCUGGACAUUUCAUGUUGCAGAAUAGGUCCCGAGGGAUUCGCCGGCAUUCUGAAAGGCCUUAAGAACAAUGAAACACUUCAGGAAUUACGAAUAGGUAAAAAUAAUAUACCAGAGGAAGCAGCCGAGGCCGCGAUCGAGAUGUUUGACCAAAUGGAGUCUGUCACACUCAUUGUUCUGGACAUGACGGAUGUAAUCUUAGGGCCACGGUUUCAAGAAAGGGUGGAUGAACUGAAGGAAAAACAUGAGAAUUUAGAGAUAAAAUUUGGAUAUAGUGACAUGUACGGGAAGCGUAAGAUGGCUGGCUCUGUAGACGUUGGUGAAGACGCCUUACUCACCAUCAAGGAAUAUAUGGAAAGACACAAUCUCACUAUCUCUGAACUGUUCGCAAGGUUUGACGACGAUGGAAGCAACAGUGUCGAUUACGACGAAUUUCGUGAAGGGAUCAAGGAGGCCAAGAUCGAUCUGACGGACUACCAAGUGGACAAGUUAAUUCAGUUUAUAGACAUAGACGGUGAUGGCGACCUUGACUUCAGUGAAGUGGUACUAAAGAUGAAAGAGGUGACGAAAAAGCGCCAAGCAGAGGAUGAACAACGGAAAGAAGAAGCCAAGAACAAACGGAAGUACUAA